Molecule: messenger RNA, 999 nt
Organism: Adineta ricciae
Lineage: Eukaryota; Metazoa; Rotifera; Eurotatoria; Adinetida; Adinetidae
Source: the annotation of a GenBank genome assembly
AUGUUGAAAGCAAUCAAUGAGAUGUUAACUAACACUACAAAGCAAAUUACACUUUACCUUGGUUUAUCCAUUUUAAUUGUCGGUGUUGUUGGUGGAUGUUUGAACAUAAUAGUCUUUCUUAGUUUGAAAACCUUUCGACAAAAUUCAUGUGCGUUAUUCUUAAUUUUUAUGUCUUUUGUCAAUAUUGGACAACUAUUAACAAGUCUUCUUUCGCGUAUCCUUAUUAGUGGAUUCAGUAUUAAUUUAACGGAAACAUCUUUCGAAUAUUGCAAGUUUCGAACGUAUUGUCUACAAGUUUGCUCAUUGACGUCGUUUACAUGUAUGUGUUUCGCGACGAUUGAACAGUUUUUGGCCACGUCACUUCGACCCAACUGGCAAAAAUACUUGACAAUCAACAGAGCGUAUCUACUGUGCAUAAUGUCCUUGAUUAUUUGGCUUUUACAUGGCAUUCCCACAUUGAUCUGGUUUAGUCCUGUGUUGUCCAAUCGAACAGGCGCGAUUUCAUGUGCCGCAACUAAUCCAACCUAUCUGCAAUACAUGAAUUAUGUUUAUACAUUGGUACUUAUCGGACUUCUACCACUUGCAAUCACUGUCGUAUUUGGUUCGUUAGCUUAUUGGAAUGUUCGACAGAUACCAUACCGAACAAUUCCAUUAGUUCGAAGGGAGCUUGAUAAACAAUUGACAUCGAUGGUACUUGUUCAAGUUGUCCACAACGUCUUGGUUAUUGUGCCAUAUGUUUCAACAUUAUUAGUCUCAACUAUACAAUAUGUCACGAUCAAAUCGCCGAAUUUCGCCGAUGUAGUGCUUAGCAAUGCAACAGCGGGUUACAUUUACUAUCUUUAUUAUGCAAGCCCGUUCUAUAUCUAUGUUUGUGUGUCAAAACGUUUUCGCCAACAGUUUCUGCAUGUUAUUUUAAGAUUCGUCAGGAAACAAACUCAACAACCCGCACCAAUUGGUCUCAAUCAAAUUAAACCACAGAAUUUGGCGGAAAGUGGCUAG